Topomyia yanbarensis is the source of this 1537-nucleotide messenger RNA. Its product is annotated as carboxypeptidase B-like. Gene Ontology annotation, biological process: proteolysis. NCBI's taxonomy places the organism in Eukaryota, Metazoa, Arthropoda, Insecta, Diptera, Culicidae. Gene Ontology annotation, molecular function: zinc ion binding; metallocarboxypeptidase activity. Bases 29 to 1267 code for a protein of 412 amino acids. The transcript is spliced from 5 exons. The record is from RefSeq and is a predicted model, not a curated record.
UGAUUGGUGAUAGGACCGCGUGUUCAAAAUGAAGUGUCUAGCAGCGUUCGUACUGCUUGUCUUAGCCGCUGUGGUUUCAGCUGAACAGGUGUCAUACCGGAAUUACAAAGUGUACGCAACACAGACCACCUCUCGCGAGCAACAAUCACAACUGAAACGAUGGGAAGACCUGGAGGGUGUUGAUUUCUGGGACCGUGCUGGUAAACGUGUCAUGGUUCAUCCCCGAUUGCAGCAAAAAUUCGAACUGUUUCUGAAGGCUCACAACAUUUCGAACCAGCUCAUCAUUCAGGAUGUUGAUGCAACCAUUGAAGCAGAGCGCAAAUACGAUCGCGAAUAUCGGCAGAGUCGUAUCGGCUCAGGACGCCACACAAUCAGCUUCGAUCACUUUUGGACUCUUGACGAGAUUUACGCCUACUUGGAUGAACUCGCUGUAGACUACCCAAGUUUAGUUACAGUGGAAAUUGUGGGUCAAACUCACGAGGGUCGAGACAUUAAAGCAAUUACUAUCUCAACAUCUAAUGGACAGGUCAGUGGCACAAAACCAGUGAUUUUCAUCGACGGAGGAAUCCAUGCUCGUGAAUGGGCAGCGAUUAUGUCUGUAGUAUAUUUGAUCCAUGAGUUGGCUGAACACAGUGACCAGUAUGCUGACAUGUUGAUUAAUGAAUGGGUCAUCGUGCCGGCAGCCAACCCGGAUGGGUAUGAGUUCUCACGUACAUCGAAUCGAAUGUGGCGAAAGAAUCGCUUCCCUCCUACCAUUUUGUGCACUGGCGUUGAUCUAAAUCGGAAUUGGAACUACCAGUGGGCAUCUAGUAGUAAUGCCUGCUCCGACACUUUCCCAGGAUCUGCAGCUCAUUCGGAACGUGAAACACAAGCUCUGGUUGGACUGAUGAACCGCUAUUCAGCUAAUCUCAAACUGUACUUAGCUGUUCACACCUAUGGAAACCUGAUUCUAUAUCCGUUCGGAUAUGCUUGGCCCUCCGUACCAGUUUCGAAUGCUGCGGAUCACAUUGCCAUGGGAGCAAAAGCCGCUGCUGCAGUGUCGGCUGUCGGUGGUCCUUCUUACACCGUAGGAAACAGCGCUGAUGUUCUGUACACUGCUAGUGGUGCGAGCGAUGACUACGCAGCAGGUGCUGCCGGAUUCACUUACUCCUUCACGCUGGAACUGACUGGUGGUGGAAAUCAAGGCUUCGACUUGCCCGCUUCCCAAAUCGCUGCAGUUGCCGGUCAAACUUUUGAGAUAUUCCGAUCAAUGGCUAAUGAUAUUUAAAAUAGAACGAACAGUAUUUGGAAUAUUAUAUAAAAGUAGUGCUAUGUUGUCGACCUUGUUGGGUUUUGUUACUCUACGAGGGAACAUAUCACAAAAUGCUGUACCUACUAGCUCGCGUUACAUCUGACGAAUUUCGCGCACCCAUGUUGGCAGCACCCUCUCAGAUUCUAAUGAAACUUUCUGUACAUGAAGACUUUGUCACAAAAAGCCACUUUUCAUAUUUUGUUUUUCCAAAAAUGAUCUAGACUGUCUUUUGAAAAGAGCCAAACU